CCCUUUACCUGUACUGUGAGCCCUGUUGUUCUCUUUGCUGUAUUGGAUCAGUAUUUGCGUCGCGAUGAGCAACAGUCCAAGGCCAUCGGUGCCUUGUUGGGUGUUCGCAGUGAUGAUGGUUCUGAAGUUGAGAUCAGAAACUCAUUUGGCGUGAUCUACACCGAAGAAUCGUCUGAAAUUGUUGUUGACAAGGAACAUUACCGCAACAUGUAUGAAUUGCACCAGAGAGUCAACCCUGAAGAAGUUAUCCUCGGUUGGUACACUUCUGGAACUGGACUUUCACCCGCCAUCUCCCCCAUCCAUUCCACCUUUGCCCCCGACACAGCACCUUUCCACCCAAUUCACGUCACCUUUGAUACCGAGUCGUUGAUCAAAAGCGAUGGCUUGGGUGUUCAUGCUUAUACCAGUGCACCUGUUGGUUUCUCAUCAACUUCUGGAGAUAGCAUCUUCUUGCCCGUUCAGUGCGAGAUUAAGUACUUGGAUGCCGAGCGAAGUGGAUUGGAUAUGUUGGCAUCUGCCAAAUCAACAGAGACUCGCUCCGCUUCUCUACUCUCAGAUAUGGAUCACCUUGAGGUUGCUGUUAACAAGCUCCAGGAAAUGUUGGAGAGAAUUAGCCGUUAUGUUGAUAGCGUAGUGGAGGGUAAGGAGAAGCCUAACAAUGCCAUUGGUCGUUAUAUUAUGGAUACUGUAUCUGUGGUCCCCAAGGUCGACACAACCGCAUUCGAAAAGAUGUUCAACUCUCACUUGCAGGACCUUUUGAUGGUUGUCUACCUCGCCAAUAUGACUCGCACCCAAUUGUCUAUCACCGAGAAGUUGAAUCUCUUG
Messenger RNA from Phycomyces blakesleeanus NRRL 1555(-), 825 nucleotides. RefSeq lists its product as hypothetical. Gene Ontology annotation, molecular function: translation initiation factor binding; translation initiation factor activity; metallopeptidase activity. Gene Ontology annotation, biological process: translational initiation. NCBI's taxonomy places the organism in Eukaryota, Fungi, Mucoromycota, Mucoromycetes, Mucorales, Phycomycetaceae. Gene Ontology annotation, cellular component: eukaryotic translation initiation factor 3 complex, eIF3m. The transcript is spliced from 4 exons. The record is from RefSeq and is a predicted model, not a curated record. The annotation marks the transcript as partial.